Molecule: messenger RNA, 2535 nt
Organism: Oncorhynchus tshawytscha (Chinook salmon)
Lineage: Eukaryota; Metazoa; Chordata; Actinopteri; Salmoniformes; Salmonidae
Product: protein yippee-like 2
Exons: 5
Coding region: 351-710 (119 amino acids)
Source: RefSeq, a predicted model, not a curated record
ACGGCUGUCAAUUUGUCUCCAGACGAAGUACAGUGUGAUUCUGUGCAAUUACAUCAAACUCGGUCUGGGCACCGCGCGCAUGAAAGCAUUGCGUCUGCACGACUUUCCAGGCUGGAGAGGAAAUUUACUCGAAAGGAAUGCGAAGAAGGUUUUAGGUUUGGCAUUGCUACGAGGAAAACGAGGAGGUGCGACUUUUUAAGUGGUCAACAUAUAUUUUUCUUCUAUUCAAAGGUGUGUGCCUCCCGCCCCGCCCCCCACCACGGCCCUCACCUGUGUAUUGCGGUGCUUCCCCUGCGAGCCUAGCUGGGCCGGCAGCCCUUUCCUGCACCGCCCCCACCCCGCCCCACCCGAUGGUCAGGAUGACGCGCUCCAAGACCUUCCAGGCCUACCUGCCCAGCUGCCACCGAACCUACAGCUGCAUCCACUGCAGAGCGCACCUGGCCAACCACGACGAGCUCAUCUCCAAGUCUUUCCAGGGGAGCCAAGGCAGAGCUUAUCUGUUCAACUCAGUGGUGAACGUGGGGUGUGGGCCGGCGGAAGAGAGAGUGUUGCUCACGGGGCUCCAUGCUGUGGCAGAUAUCUACUGUGAGAACUGCAAGACAACUCUGGGUUGGAAAUAUGAGCAUGCCUUUGAGAGCAGUCAGAAGUACAAGGAGGGGAAGUUCAUCAUCGAGCUGGCCCACAUGAUCAAGGACAACGGCUGGGACUGAAAGACGAAGCGUCAUCCGUGACUCGGUUUGGGGUUGAAUGGGGGUGGAUGGGAGGGAAGGAGCCGAGUGUGUGGGUGAGUGUGCGACUUUGAUUUACCAUGGACCUCUGUCCUCCCCUCCUGAUGACACACCAGCAGCCUCCAGGGUGGAGGUAGUAGGGGAGUAUGUGUGUGAGGCUGUAGUAGCAGCCUGGCCUGCCCCUCUGGGCUCUGUGUGUGUCUGGACUGGAGGAGGAUGUCAUUGGGGAUGGAUGGACACCACCAGACACACACGCAAUGGCAAGCAAACACACACACACACGUGCAGAAACACACACACACACACACACACACAUACACACACAGCCAUGCAUGUCCCAGACCAACAUCCAAGCCUGAUGGGUAGCUCUUUAGAUAGAGAGCCAGGCCAAGGCCAGCAAUGUUGUGUUACUAUCUAUGUUAGGGCGGGUUGACCUGCAGUGUGAGGAGAGACCAGGCCCUGGCAGGGUCAGUAGCCUUGGGUUAAACAGCUGAUGGGAGCUCUCGUCUGUAUGUGAAUGAGAUGGCCUAAGAUGAUUAUCCCCAAAUCCAGCUGAUCUGAUCCACCCAAGGCCGUGCCAGCUGGGACAGUGAUGAGGCCUGGUGUUAAGGUUUGGCACUGAGGACUGUGGGGGCUGGGCGGGGGAAGGGUUGAGGGGAGGCGGGUCAGGGAGAGGGCAGAUCCUGAUUCUGGAUUCUAGUCCACCCUGGUUGUGUGGUUGUAGGUACAGCUGGUUGCACAGCCGUCUGAUCCACUCCAGGUCUUACCGGCAGCAGUUUUUGUUGUGCGAGUCAGGAUGAUAGGGAGUGUGAAAGGAUUCAAGGAUACGUCUAAACUCUGAGAAGAAUCUGAUCAGUCAGUGCUUUGGCUCUCCCCAUCAUCCGUAGAUGCCUGAAAUCAUGUCUUGUGAUGUUUGGAUACUUCAUGUGUUGUGUCUGAUGUAAGUUAAGAUACAUCUACCAUCACCACUUUGGAUUAAAUUUGAACUAUAGAGUUAAACAUCUUUGACUUUUGAAACUCUGAUUUGAACAGGCUUGGAGAUUUGGUUCUAGUGUUUUGGCCUGGUAUGGUAACUGAAAGCAGUUGGGAUGUGGAGGCCUUUAGGAGAUGCUCUUAUGAAGUUCUGAAGCUUUCUUUCAGUCUUGGAUGAUCAUAGCAGUUCAUAGAUUGUUACACACACUCUAACUUACAACUUGGCCCUCACAUAAAACACUGAACAGAAAAGCCGUACAGUAGACCUGUGGAUUUUUCUAAACAGAAGCCAACUAAGCAACACAACUCAACAAACCAAUCUCCCUGGUAUCCACGGCAACUGACUGGCAGUCCAGAAUUCCAAUCAGAGGCUGUAGAAGUCCCUAGCACAACCAAAGAACACACCCAUCUACAAUAAAUUGACCAAACACAAGAUACAUUUUUUUUGCUUGGGUCAAAGUGUUGCACAACAUGGGGUUGAGAAUUGUUGUUGAAAGCCAAGGUUAUGGAUAGCCUUUCUGUGAUAUAAUGCAUUAUGAUUUUUGUAAAUGACAGAUCUUAAUAUAUACAUAUAUUAUAAUUUAUAUCAAUCUCUGUGUUACUAAAUGUAAAUAGUAAUAUGUGAUGUCUCUUAUCUAUGAUCGUCAUGAUUAUGAAUAUGAUUUGGAUUCUUGCCAUGCUUUCUCUCUGGUAUAUCCCUCGUCGGUUGAACAAUAUUUACUACUUUUUUACUCUUUUGAAAAUGUUUCAAUUUUAGUGUCUUUUGUAAAGGAGGAGAUAGGAGUGACAAUAUCAUUGGAACUUGGUCAAUUAAAGCAUCACCUUGGUACCUGUA